CACCGGCAGUUCGCAUCAGACUAGCGUACGUGUUGCGUCUUGAUGUUCGUUAGCCUGUUUUUGGCAAAUGACUAUUCUUCUCUGUACAUUCAUUCAAAACAACGUACGUGCAAGUACCGUAUUGACAGUUUGACACGCGUUUCGUACGUAUCCGCGCAUUCGAAGACGUUAUCGUCGUGCGAACCGUGAACUGUGCCGUGGCAUUUUAUUUCACGCGAAAAAUUUAAUCGCAGUGUGUCGCGUAUAUCGAUAGACAGCGUAGUUGGGAACCGCAGUUCGAAAUCAACGUCUAUAACCAUACGGGUUUCGUACGUGUACCGGUCGAAGUGACAUUAGCGGAAACGGAAGGUAGCAGAUACUCUUUUGGCUCUAUCCACGGAACGCAUAAUAGUCGACGGAAUAAGAAAAUAUUUUCUCCGUUCUAAGAGAUAUUUGGGACAGUGUGUCAAGGUUGGAAAUUCUUCGAACUUACGUUGUGUCUUGGGUCUUUAUCACGUUUCACACGAUGUAACGGAACGCCUGAGCGGGAAGUAAAGGCUAUCGUUUAUGCAUCUGAAACGCGUUUGGAUCCGAUGGUAACCGCUCGGUUCGUCGAUCGAUGCCCCCUCGCGAUCCGUCUGUGUCUUCGUAUACGGAUUUCCUGCUGCGCCUGGAUCUAGAACACGGUGUCAAGGUCAAGAGAAUCCGAUCAAGAAUUCGUGUGCAUGUCAGACGUCCGUAAGCAGUAACAGCAGUCUGUAAACGCUUCUAGACGCUCGUCGAUACGUGACGUUUCAUCGUACGAGAAUCAGUGUUUUUCAAAGUUGUCGAUCUAACGUAGCGAGCAUUGUCAAGAUCGAACGAUUUUAGAAGAACGUUACCACGAUCGAAUAAGUCGUGACGACUCGAAGCUGAUGCGUAAUAACAAUAAUAAUAAUAAUAUUAAUAAUAAUAAUAAUAAAUAGCUUCGAAUGUAAUUCUCGCGUGAUCUAUCGAGCGUCUACGAAGGUCACCGUAUUUCUGCAGUUUUUUUCCAUCGAUGUGAGCUUCCAUUGGACUACAGGCUCGCGUACGAAGCGAUAAACUGACGUAGAUUUUGGCGGGUCAAGAAACGAACGCUACUAGGAAUUCGUCCGUGCUACGUGAUAAAAUAAUCGGUCUCUUUUUUUUCUUUCUAUUCUCCUUGUCUUUCUUUCUUCGUUUUUUUUACGCGCGCGUCCGAAGCAUCGUCUGCGAAGCUUCGAUCUCGCCGAGUGUUUGUUCACUGUUGGACGCAGAUAGAGAGGUUUCUUUAUCUGUACGCGAAGAAACAAGCGCGAUCGCGCAAGCAAGAUUAACCGGCGACCUGGCUAAUUUUAAUUCGCGCAACAAACAAGCAGCGAAGACGCGAUUGUCGCGCGAUAACGGCCAAACAUCGCCGCCGUAACGUCGAACGUCGCUGUUCGCGUGUUCUCCAAUAUGGCGAGUGACGCCGAAGACGAGUCCAGUAUCUCGAGUGGUUUCGUUGUCUUCUGAAUCGAACGUAUCCCGUUCCAAGUGUCGACUAUCGCGGUCGAAGGGCGCACAAUCGACCAUACAAAGUAUACCGUUUAUCCAGUGAAACGUUACGAGAGAUAUCAGACACGACCGAAUUUUUAUCAGACUUGGACGAUUGACAUUCAUGCGAACUUUACGAUAUGAGAAGCAAAGAUGACGAUCUAUCGUAUUCGAGGUUCUGUUUCGACUGUACAAGAAAAUUUCGACAUUCGCGCGGCCAUGCGAACCGGUUUGCACAUGGUUGAGGCGAAUCAUUAAGAGAAAAUUCGUUGGACACGGUAAACUAAACUCGUUUGGAAAAAAUGGCAACAUUGUGGAGAGAGCAACAGGAACAAGUAUACCUGCACCCUCAGCAACACCAAACGUUACAUCCGGGGAUCAUGGCCGAGCAAACUCACCAUCACCAUCAUCGAUCCACCGCUAUCACCAACAUCACCACCAUGGAUCUGCCAGUUCCAAGCAAUCCAAGAGCGUCACGGAACAUGGCAGAGAAACAAAGACGCGACAAUCUUAAUACGAAUAUCUCUGCGAUGGCAACGCUUGUACCUACCGUCGCCGAGAGUCCAAGGAAAAUGGACAAGAUAUCCAUCCUGAGGUUGGCAGCAGCCUUCCUCAGAAUGCGAUACACGGUCGGUCGUGGUACACUUGACUUCCUCCCUCGAGAGCUUGGCGAGCUGGACCUGGAAAAAUAUAUCGUCGAUAACUUGAUCGAAAGCGGGGGGUUCUUCAUAGUCAUCACGACAACCGGGAAGAUAGUUUACGUCAGCCGGCAGGUUCAGGAACACCUUGGCCAUACCCAGGCGGAUCUUUUAGGACAUUCGCUGUACACCUUCAUCCAUCCCAAGGAUCACGAGGAGUUAACGAAAAACCUCACCCCAGAUGAGAUGCAGGGAUUGGUGUCUUCGUCUACGCCGCAUAUCACCGAUGGGGUGAACGAUAAUUCCAAUUCGUCGGAAGAUUCGACAACACCGAAGAACGAUAGGAAACAAUUCAGAGAGCAGAGACGUGGCUUUGAACUUAGAAUGCUGCAUCAUACUGCAUCGAGGCGCGAGCACACGCGAUACGAAUGGUUCGAGAUCUCAGGAAUGCUCAGGCUGGCGGAUGCUUGCAAAAAUUCCGAUUCGAACCCCAAUCGAACGAAACAUCGAGAAAUCACAUCAACCAGCAACGAUAUCGUUUUCGUGGGUGUAGCGAGAUUGUUAAUGAGGCGUCCCAUUACCAAAAUAUCGAUCAUAGACGCGAAUAAGGACGAGUAUAUCACUCGACAUUUGGUAGACGGCCGGAUCAUUUACUGCGAUCACAGGAUAUCGGUAGUGGCUGGUUACUUAUCAGAGGAGGUGUCGGGUAUGAGCGCCUUCGGUUUCAUGCACAUGGACGAUCGUAUCUGGGCGAUGGUUGCGCUUCGUCAAAUGUACGAUCGCGCGGAGACUUGCGGAUCAUCCUGCUACAGACUAACUUCGAAAACGGGCGAGUCCAUUUAUUUACGCACCCAUGGAUAUCUAGAAGUUGAUAAGGAUUCACAAAUCGCAGUGUCUUUCGUAUGCAUAAACACACUAGUAUCGGAGGAAGAAGGUAUCAAGCUAAUGAAUCAAAUGAAGAAGAGAUUUUCUGCUACGAUUUCUGAGACUAUGAGAGCAAUGAUUCAGAAUGGCGACGAUGCAUCGAUCGACUUGGGCUCAGAUUCGCAACAUUCGAGAAGUAGUGUGGAGGAUCCCUCGCAACUAGAGGAUGCAAUUACGUAUCUAGUUAGCGAUUUAUCGUCGCCUCUUCCGGAGGAUCGCCUCACAGCAUCGCUUAUGCCAAACGAACAAUACGUAAAGGCUGCGAUGAUUUCGCAACAUUUACCGCCAGCUGCUGCUCAAGCUCGGAAACUGGGCAUUAAAAAGAUUAAUCAUUAUUUGAUGGUACAAGGCAAAGGAAAUCGGAAUCAAAAACAAGAGUCAAAAGCAAAUAAUAAUAAACACGAUUCCAAAGAGAGGCAAGACAAAUCAAAGCCACCUGAAGAAAAAAUAACGCUACGUGAAGUAACAAAACAGCACAAUCUUCAUGAUAAUUCACAAGACAACCAGAGUUCACCACAAAUGAACAGCAUAAUCACAACAAAAGAGUCGACUGUAGAAACAUAUAUAAGUACCCAACGAGAGUCUGGAAUGUCUCAUCUUGAGGCCUCUCAGAAUGUGAAUAUUUUGAGUCCUACUGCAGCUGUCAAAGUCUCUACAAAUGUUUCAAAUUCGCAUAAUCUAUGUAAAAUUAAAGUUGAACGUAACAUAGAUACAUCGACCGUGGAUUCAUACAUAAGUGCUCAACAAGAUUCUGGGAUAUCUCAUUUCGAGGUCUCUCAGAAUGUGGAUAUUUUGAGUCCUACUGCAGCUAUCAAGAACCCCAAAAAUGUUUCAAGUUCGCAUAAUCUAUGUAAAAUUAAAGUUGAACGUAACAUAGAUACACCGACCGUGGAUUCAUACAUAAGUGCUCAACAAGAUUCUGGGAUAUCUCAUUUCGAGGUCUCUCAGAAUGUGGAUAUUUUGAGUCCUACUGCAGCUAUCAAGAACCCCAAAAAUGUUUCAAGUUCGCAUAAUCUAUGUAAAAUUAAAGUUGAACAUAACAUAGAUGCUUAUACGCAUCAACAGAAACCUGUGAUGGAUUAUGUUGAAAAUAAUGUCGAUAACAAUAUUACAUCUGACUCGAAGAAUCUUCCACUGAAGAGGAUAUAUAGCGACGAAGAUACUAAUACAAGUUGCAGUAAAAAAAGACACAGUAACGUCCCUUACGCGUCAUCUGACUCAAGUGACGAUCAACAGAACGUUUCAUGCAAGUCUUUUAUUGACCAGGAAUUUUCAGAACUUUCAUCGGAUUUCAAUCAGUACAACAAUAUAAACCCUCAGUCGAUAAAUGUUGCGGAAUCUCCGAAUUCAAUUUUAAACGACGUCGUUGUCGAUUAUCAACAGGUGGAUUCUAGCGUACCGUUUAUAUCCCCACAUUUGGAUGACGAAUUUAACCGCCUUCAGGAUCUGAAGGACGAUCCGUUGCUGAAUCCAGGCCUGGGCACAAAUCCAGAUAUUAUAAUGAAAAUAAUUGAUGAUUUAAGAUAUGUACCGAUUCUUGAAAAUCCCUUCAAUGAAACGCAAGUACAACAACUACCUGAUAACAAUAUUAUCAAUAAAGAGAUAAAAAGGAAACAUCUUCAACUUAUGAAUAGCAUAGCAUUACAAGAAUCAGAGCUCAAUAAUAUUGAAAGAGACCUGAAAAAUCCAGUUUUACGAGCAAAAAGGGAAAGUUUAACACCACAAAUGGGGUCCAUACAGGCAGAACAUAAUAAGCAGAAACAAAUUCUUGAAACACUACAACAAGAUCAUAUGCAAAUAAACAUAAAACACAAUAUUGGUGUAUAAAAAUUUUUGGGAAUGCCUACAACACAGUUUCAAAAGUACUUCUAAACUUAACAAAUUGUUCCUUUAAGAAGGAAAGUGUUAUUUCAUCAAAUUCAUAAUAAUUAAAAGAUAAGUAUACUGAGAAGAAGUAUACAAUUGGUAAUGAUGUGCGUGUUGUUGCACAUCUAUCACACUGAAUAUUCCAAUGAAGUUUACAAUAACUUAUUCGUCUAUCAAUGACACAACGAUAAAGUGAAAGAAUAUGUAAUAACAAUCCAACAAUAUAGCGAGGUCGAUUUACGUUCUACGAUUUAAGAAGAGAUAAUAAUAUUUAUUAUCAGAGACAUCUAGUGAAAAUAAAGUGUCAGUUGAAAGAAUAUUUCAGUUCAAUAUUUUGUUUUCAAAUUGAACUAAGAAGAAAAAGCAUUGCAAGUAGGAAACAGACGAACUAAUUAAAAUACUUUACGUCGUGUGUAUGCAGAAUUUUUAAAACGCAUUACACAUCGCCUAAUGUUUGGCGUAAAUAUGAACAAUUUAUGUAUUGUAAGUGGUGAGCGUGUUUGACAUUUUUAACGGUCCAGUGUUGCGCAGUUUUCAAAUUUUAUCAUAGCGAACUUGUGUAUAGUGUAAAACCAAUUUUGGAUGAACAUACCAUUUCUUUAGCCUUCAGGACCGUUUGUGCUCACCCGUUGUUCUCGAUUGAGAACGAAAACUAUUUCUACGUCGAAUAGACUAGAAUAUGUAUAUGUAUGAAUGGAUUUCACCAAUUCUGUUUAAAUUGUAAUAAUUAUCGAAAUUCGAUUUAAUCCAUACUAAUAAAAGCAAGAUGGUAGUACAAAAUUUCUGUUUUGAACGAAAAAAACUAUAUCUUUAAAAAAGAAUAUAUUAUAAAAGGAAUAUUAGAUACAUAAUUGUAUGUAACUUUUAUUAUUGUUACUUGAAAAUAGUAACAAUCACAUAUUGAUUAUAAACGUUUCGACUCUUACCGAUUUCUUUUUUUCCUAAAACAAUUUCUAAAAUUGUGUGGAUUGAUUAUUAUUUCUCUAUUCAUGUAUAUACUACUUGUGACAUACAUAUGCACUUUUAAGCAUUUGACGCAUUAACUCGUUAUUUUUACAAAUUUUUUGAGAGAGUUCAAUUCCAUUGUAUAUAUACGUAAAUCAAUGUUAUAUUUCGUGUUUGCAAUCGUCAUUUAUGACGAAUUUUUAGAUUUUAUUGGUCUCAUUAUCCAUCCAUAAGUAGCAUAAUCAGGCAAAUGAACUUGCCAUUGAAUGUAAAAAGAAUGUUAAAAUAUAUAGAAUGGGAUUGUGCACAGGAAAAAUUAUACAUUAUGGACAUAUUCAAUACAUAUGAAUAAUAUGUAUAUCAUUUUAGUCCCAUUUUCCUAUGUACAAGUAUCAAUAAGGCUGAUAGAUUGUAAAUAAGAAUUCCGAAUAUUUCAUUGAUCGUACUACCGAUUAAGGAAAUACGUUUCCUUUUAGGCCGUUUUCUUCUGUUCUUUGUGUAUUGUUCAUCAUUCAUUCAUGUUGUAUAUCUAUUUACAGUUCAUGUGCUAUUUCUUAAAUACACUAAAAAGUUUUUCAUGCUCCUACCUACUGAUACGAGUUAUGAUAUCAGUAGGAUUUAGAGUCGUAAUUUACAAAUAAUCUUCUAAUGUUCAUGCAAUCAUCACCCCUUUUUGAACGUAAAUUCGUAUUUUGAAAUAUGACGACAAAGCAUUGUACGCAUGAUAUUUUUUAAAGUAACAAUAUUCGUGUAGACUCAAAUCAGAGAAUACAAUUUAUAUUAUUUUAUGUGCUUGAUAACUUAGCAAAAGUUAAUAUAGAUUAUCUAUUUAUCCUGAUUAUCUUUGAACGAUGCUUUGUACAAAUAAGAAUUAUGAAAUUACGAGAAAAGGGUAAUUAUCUGCGUAUAAUUAUCUACGUAUAUGUGUAUACACCAUGUUCAUUGUAAAAAAAAAUUAUCGUUAACUCGUUUUUAUGUCAUUGACAUCGAUGUCAAGCGUAUUGAGGUAGAUUGUCGUUCUAUUUUCGUUUUCUUUAACUAGCGUUAUGAUAUAUAAAUGUAUAAUAUAUUAAGAAAAGUAUAAUAUAUUAAGAUGUAAACUAUGCUCAUUUUUAUGGUUAAGAGAAUUCGACUAUUCUUACCUCAUGAUCGCCUGACGUUGAUAAGAAUCUAAACUUUUUUACAUACUAUCAUACUGUUAGUAAAGAUAUAAAUGAUCCCGCGUGUAAUCAUUAUAUUAUGGGGUGUUUAGUUAAGUGAAUGGCAAACUUUCCAAUUUGUCAUUAUCAUCAUAGUACAAAUAGCAAAUUUAAAGUGUCUAUGUUUAGUGUCACUCUUGAUCCCUUUAAUUUAUCAAGCAAAUUGUUCAUAUGUUUUAUGAUUCUUGGUGAUGCAUUUCGUGCUUAGCCACCCUGCUCAUGUUUUGUAUGUCUAAAAAAGUAUGCAUAGAAAUGAUAUUUCUACAAUUAAUUGUUAUUGAACCAAUUACAAAUUGGUUAACUUAUGUAGUAUCUAUUAUAUCUUGUUAAUUAAAAAUAUUAUAAUACAUAUAAGUGACUUUUAUGUGUUUCUUGAAGCCUCGUAAUAAGAUAACAAUAUGUAAUUCGUAUUUAUAUGAACAUUUAUUAAUGGCAGUGAAAGAAUAUGUAAUAGUCAUUUGGUAUGAAAGAAAAUUACAAACCUGCCUCAUCAAAUAGAAAUCAAAAUCUUUGCUCGAUCAGAAAAUAUGUUACAAAAUGAACAAAACGUGACAUAAACAGAUGGCACUACAGGAUUCGCUAUAUAUUUAAUCUUAUAAUACUGUAAAUACUACCUUUAUUAUAUUUUAUACUCUGCUGUUUGCACAUUAGUGAUUUUUACAAUUUCUUUCUGUAAGAUAACAUAGCACAAUUCAACACGAUUGUGUUAUACAUCCUUCUUGUACAUUUCUAUACAUAUAUCUUUACAAGUAAAAUGACAAUUUUCGAAUUAUUGUAUGGUCGAAAUACAAUAUUGAUUUGCAUCCUGUGCAAGCAAUGUCAAAAACUUUUAUGUAAAGCGAUCGUCUCUCCGUAAUCUUGUUUGUAAAAAUGGAAACGAAGAAGAAGAGAGAUAGAGAGAGGGAGAGAAAGAAGGAGAAAAGGAGAAAGAAAGGAGAAAAAAGAAAGUUAAACUUUAUGAUGACAGUAUUACGCUUCUGCGUAAGGUAACCGCAUAGUAAUAUAUUAAUCAUUACUUUUUAGAAAUACUGAGAACUAAUAAUUUAAAUUAAAAUCUCCAUCAUGCAAUAUGUGAGUCGUUUUCUAUUGUCAGAUUAUAUAUAUAUAUAUAUAAUAUAAUAAUAUAUAUAUAUAUAUUCUUUUUUUUUUCAAGCUUGCACAGUUGUACUUUCACACGAAAAUUGGAAGUAUUAGUUCCUACUCUUUUUCCCAUUUCACUAUGUAAUGAAAUAAAAACGACACAUAUAUUUGCAUUCGUAUUGUGUGUACAGAAUUAAUUACCGACCAAGCUAAUCAUUGUACAGGCUAAUUUAGCUUUUAACUUCGGUGCUCUCGAGAACUUAUCGAACACUGUGUAAAUUUCGCCGUAGUUAUUAGGAUACCUGCGAAUGUGAUUCGCUUUUUAUGAGCUUCUUUGAAGAGAAAUGCGCCUCCAAAUUAUACUGCACUUUGCACAUUAAAUGAAAGCAUAAUAAAAGUUAUAUAACUGUUUAAUUACAGUUAUCGUAUAUCUUUAUUAAGUACUUUCACAUUCAUAUAUGUAUAUGACCUCAAUACUUUUAUAUUAAUUUUAUAUCCAUGUUUUUAUGUAUAUAUAUUUAUACUCAAUUCGAAUAUGUUAACAUUGGUGAAUGAUAAUCAAAGCAAGGUGUUGAGAAUUAUAAGAAACUUGUAAUAUUGGAGGUGUAUAGCUCUUCGUAGAUUGCCAAAGAAUGAUAGAAAAUAUAACUGAAUUCCGUUUCUCUGUUUUUUCAAAUUGAGAGAAAGAAUUGAUAUUACUGUGCACGAUGAGGAGAUUCAUGCAGAAAUUUAUAAAAAUGUUUACAGUCGCGUUGUUCAGUGCAGCAUAGAUAUUGAAACGAAGGAAUAUAAAGACAAGAGUUUACCAUGUAUGCAAACAUUAAUUUCGAGGGACUCGUUUUCCACUGUUUAAUGAAACAAAAUUAAAACAAAAAAGAUGUUAAACGUGAUUAAAUUAAAUUUUUGUCUUUUUGUUUACAUGAUUAGCAUUAAAAAUUGAUCUUAAGAUUGUAUAUCCAGUAGAUCGCAUUCUUGCAGUAAUCAUUUCCUAAUUUCUGUUUCCAAAUAAAUUAAAUAUGAUUAAAUGAUAAUACAAAAACAAAACACAUAUAUAGAGAAGCAUAAAUAAUGAGAUGAAAAAAAGAUAAAUUCUUAGUAUAUUCAAUACGGAAAUAUUAUAACGAUUGAAAUAUGUACACAUAUAACUUGUGUCAAGACUGAAUUAUCAAGACUUGUAGGAAGCAUAACAUUUUUGUAAAUAAUACUGCCUGGAAAAAAUAUAUGUAGAAAUUAUAUGAAAAAAUUGCAAGCAUUGCAAUCUUCGUUCAAAUAUGUAUUUUAAUCCUAAUGUCCUGUCUAUUUCAUAGAAUCAAUAUGCGUUCCUGAAUAUAUUUAAUUGUUUCAAUAAAAACAAAACAGAAAGUACAGUAAGAUAAUAAAAUAUUUAAAAUGA
Bombus terrestris (buff-tailed bumblebee) is the source of this 9560-nucleotide messenger RNA. Its product is annotated as circadian locomoter output cycles protein kaput. The transcript is spliced from 13 exons. Gene Ontology annotation, molecular function: protein dimerization activity; DNA-binding transcription factor activity, RNA polymerase II-specific; RNA polymerase II cis-regulatory region sequence-specific DNA binding. Bases 1818 to 4904 code for a protein of 1028 amino acids. Gene Ontology annotation, biological process: regulation of transcription by RNA polymerase II. NCBI's taxonomy places the organism in Eukaryota, Metazoa, Arthropoda, Insecta, Hymenoptera, Apidae. The record is from RefSeq and is a predicted model, not a curated record. Gene Ontology annotation, cellular component: transcription regulator complex; nucleus; aryl hydrocarbon receptor complex.